Gamsiella multidivaricata is the source of this 789-nucleotide messenger RNA. RefSeq lists its product as uncharacterized. The record is from RefSeq and is a predicted model, not a curated record. Bases 1 to 789 code for a protein of 262 amino acids. Lineage: Eukaryota; Fungi; Mortierellomycota; Mortierellomycetes; Mortierellales; Mortierellaceae. The transcript is spliced from 3 exons.
AUGGAGUGGGAGCACCCCACAGUGACCCUCGAUGUUGGAACCGUCGCUGCGAAUCUACAGCGAGCUCUUGGAGAGUCGGAAUUGGUACCAGUCAGCAAUCCAGGGCUGUCUGCAACCAAGGAUGGCUCGGAGGAGCUCGAUGAAGAUGCUGCAGUUGACGACGACGGCGGCGAGUAUGAUGAUCAUGAUAACGAGAAGGCGAUGGCGAAAGGCCUAGUAGCAAAAGGAACUCGUACCGAAGUUGAACUGAGCCUUCAGGCGGUUGAGAAUUUCAUGUUCUUGAACCACUCUAGUCAGAGCUACCGCAAGACGGCUCCAUUUACGGGACCAGAAAAGUCUUUCAUGUCUUUUUUCGAGAGAGAACUCUGCAUUUUGUUCUGGCAGAACAUAAUUCUGCAGACAUAUCUUCGAGAAUUGAUACGGGAGGAUUUCCCAAGCACGAACACGCCUUUGUCCCAGUCGGAUGUAAUCUUGCGGCUUCAGUCAAAGCCUGCCGGCACCAUCAUUUCAAAGCUACUCUCGAACGUCGGCAGGGCAGGACCACGCAAAGGGUCCAGGAGUUUUAAGGACUCAACUUCUAUGAUAGACUUGGCGACGAUGCGAGAGUACAUUCAAUCCAUUCGGCAGGCCAACUCUGAUCCAAGGAAUUACACCGAACGCGGCUAUGUCCUUCGAGGCUCCAUUCAUACAGACGGGUUUCAUCUGCAGCUGCCAGCUUUCAAGAUGAAGGAACUAUAUUCGGUCAAAUACAGAGAAUAUCCUACCUUAUUGAUUGACCUCCACACUUAG